GUCCUUUGGCAUCUGAGGCGGCUUCAGUGCCCUCCAAGCCCUCAAGGACGACGGCGCGUCUGGAAACUAGGGCAAGGUCGUCGCAGAGGCCAUCAUCCGGCAUCAGGACAUGAGCGCCGACGGUGCCAUUACUAUAUCGGCCAGCCGAUUCAUGUCGCGACGCUGUAUAAUAACCUUUGUAGGCAUUCGCUUGCAAGUAGGUUUGAGAGAACGAGCCAUGGGAAUCCGCGGAGGGAGAUCAAUGAGGCGUGGCCGAGACUUGGUUGGUGUUCUUGA
Colletotrichum tamarilloi is the source of this 276-nucleotide messenger RNA. Its product is annotated as cyanamide hydratase family HD domain-containing protein. Lineage: Eukaryota; Fungi; Ascomycota; Sordariomycetes; Glomerellales; Glomerellaceae. The transcript has a single exon. The record is from RefSeq and is a predicted model, not a curated record. The annotation marks the transcript as partial.